Strigops habroptila (Kakapo) is the source of this 9331-nucleotide messenger RNA. It is a transcript of the gene GPR179, whose product is annotated as G protein-coupled receptor 179. Gene Ontology annotation, molecular function: G protein-coupled receptor activity. The coding region runs from base 134 to 8374 and encodes 2746 amino acids. Gene Ontology annotation, cellular component: membrane. Lineage: Eukaryota; Metazoa; Chordata; Aves; Psittaciformes; Psittacidae. The record is from RefSeq and is a predicted model, not a curated record. Gene Ontology annotation, biological process: G protein-coupled receptor signaling pathway. The transcript is spliced from 11 exons.
AGGAAAACAAGCGGCAGAGCGCGAUUCCAGCCCCGUGGAGCCGAGCAGCCUCCGGGGCAUCGCGCCCACCAUGUGCCCCCGGGGCCGGCCAGCGGGGUCGCAGUGGGCCGGGGGGCUCCGCUGAGACCCAGCCAUGGGGCCGUGGCGGUGGCUGCUGCUCUGGUGCUGGCACACGGCGCUGCUCCAUGGCCAGCACCCGCAGGACAGCCCCGUCCAGCCGGCGGGAUGGUCCCCGGCUCCAUCACCCUCCUGGGUGCCCACAGCGGGGCCGGGAGCGCCGGGGGACACCGAGGGCUCGGCGGCGGCGCUGGCGUUCCUGCAGACGGGCGAUGCGCAGCGCCUGGCCCGAGCCAACUGCAGCCGGGGGGUCCCGGCGGGGGCCGCGGGUCCCGGUCCCCCCCCGGCGCUGCGAGCUGCCCUUCGUGCUGUCCCCGAGGCGCUGGCCCACGCCGCCAACUUCCUCAACAUGCUCUUCCAGACCAACGACAUCCGCGAGGCCAGCGUGGCCGAGGACGUGGAGUGGUACCAGGCACUGGUGCGCAGCCUGGCCGAGGGGCACCCAUGGGUGCGCCGGGUGGUGCUGGCCCUCGACGCUCACCCGCUGGCCGCCAAGCCCCUGCUGAUGCUGCAGGCUACCAAGGAGGAUGGCCAGAUCCUGCUCCAGGAUGUCUCCGCUGCUGCUCCAAGCCUCGGUAACCUCAGCUGGGACAACGAGUGGUUCAAUGCCCUUAAAUCCCAGAGGACCCCCGUCCUCCGCAAGCGGGUGCUCAGCAAUGACCUGCACAGCAUGGACACCCCCAAGUGGCAGCGGGGUGACAGCUACGUGGGGGACCCGAGCCACGUGCGGUGGUCCCCACCAUUCCUCGAGUGCCGGGAUGGCAGGUUCCUGCCCGCCUGGGCGGUCACGCUCUCCUCUGCUUUCUAUGGGCUCAAGCCAGACCUCAGCCCUGAGUUCAAGGGUGUCGUGCGGGUGGACAUCGAGCUGCGGGACGUGGCCAUUGAUCAAUGUGCCAGCGGGCCGGGCUGGUUCGCAGACACACACCGCUGCGACCUCAACAGCACCCAGUGUAUCCCGCAGGAGAGCCACGGCUUCGUCCUCGGGAGAUACCAGUGCCGGUGCAAGCCGGGCUUUUACGGGGCCAGUGGAGCAGCCAGUGGUGCCCAGGCAGGCACGGCAGGGGCAGAAGCGGGGGCCCUGUUGGGAUGCCGGCCCUGCCGCCAAGGAUGCUCCACCUGCGAGGACGAUGCUCCCUGCCUGAUCCAGGAGGACCGGGCGCUGCGGGCGGCCGUGCUCUCCUGCCAGGCCUGCUGCAUGCUGGCCAUCUUCCUCAGCAUGCUGGUCUCCUACCGCUUCCGACGGAGCAAGAGGAUCCGGGCAUCCGGAAUCAUCCUCCUGGAGACAAUCCUCUUCGGGUCCCUCCUCCUCUACUUCCCAGUGUUCAUCCUGUACUUCAAGCCCAGCAUCUUCCGCUGCAUCGUCCUGCGCUGGGUCCGCAUGCUGGGCUUCACCAUCGUCUACGGCACCAUCACCCUCAAGCUGUACAGGGUGCUGAAGGUGUUCCUGUCCCGCACGGCCCAGCGGGUGCCCUGUGUGUCAAGUGGGCGGGUGUUGAAGAUGCUGGGGCUGAUCCUGGUCCUGGUGCUGUGGUUCCUGGCGGCCUGGACCAUCGGGAUGCUGGAGAACGUCGACAAGAACAUCCCGUUGGUGAUCCGCACCCAGACCGCCCGCGGGCUCCACUUCUACAUCUGCGGCCACGACCACUGGGACUACAUGAUGGUGAUCGCCGAAAUGCUGUUCCUGCUGUGGGGCAGCUUCCUGUGCUACACCACACGCACCGUGCCCUCCGCCUUCCACGAGCCCCGCUACAUGGGCAUUGCGCUGCACAACGAGCUCAUGAUCUCGGCCACCUUCCACGUGGUCAGGUUCAUCAUGGUCCCCUCGCUGCACCCCGACUGGACGCUGCUGCUCUUCUUCGCUCACACCCACAGCACCAUCACCAUGACCCUGGCGCUGCUCUUCAUCCCAAAGUUCCUGCACACGGGCUCGCCGCUGCGGGAGGAGAUCACGGCCGAGGUCUAUGAGGACGAGCUGGACAUGCGGCACUCGGGCUCCUGCCUCAACAGCAGCAUCGCGUCCGCCUGGAGCGAGCACAGUCUCGACCCCGAUGACAUUCGGGAGGAGCUGAAGAAGCUUUACAGGCAGCUGGAGGUGCAGAGGACGUGGCGGAUGGUGGCGCACAACCCUCACCUCCCCAAGCAGCGCAGCUCCCGCCGCAGCCUGGCCCGCUCCAUCGCCCGCCGCGUCACCGAGCUGCCCGAGGCGCUGGCGCGCCGCCGCAGCAGCCGCAGCUCCCCGGCCACGCAGCUCCUCGAUGCGGGUACCACCAACGCGAGGAUGCGGGAUGAUGGUUCCCGCAGCACUGAGGGGUCCUGGGGGGGUUCACCCAUCCUUCUUCUCCCCCGGGAGCCCGCACCAGGGAGGAAGAUGAUGGUGGCGACGGCCUCGGAGCAAUCCGACAGCGAGUCCCUCGAUGCUGCCCCGCUCGUGUGCAAGUCGGCCAGUGCCCACAACCUGGUGGGGGACGGGCAGCUCCCCCUGCCCCACGCACCCCUCUUGCACAAGUCGCUCAGCGUGGCGGCCGGGGGGCAGGAUGAAGCCCUGCUCGCCGCCAGCCGAGCUGCGUGGGGGAAGCAACACGCUGAGCACCCCUUCACCCCGGCCUUGGGGCACCCCACGGCACAGGGAUCCCCCAAGGAAGCUGGGAAGCCCCAAAGCCCCGGUGCUGAUGCUGUCCCCAGCCCUGCCGAGGGGUGCUCACAGGAUGUGUCCCCCCUGGGUGACGGCAAGGUGCAGAAACAUGUCACCUACGCACCCAUCAAGAGCAUCAGUGUCGACGGCUCCCACCACCCAGGGCGGGUGCGGAGGGUGGUGGUGAGGAGAACCCCACCACGGCCCCCCAUCCGCUACCAGAGCCUGGGGCAGCAUGGCCCAGCGGCCGGGGACAGCCUGGGGGCAGCGGAGCCACCCACAGGACCCCCGGCACGGGUGGGAGAACCAGCAGGAACAGCAGCAGGGAUGGAGGAGGAAGACCCGGGAUGCGCAUCACCAUCUGCGGGGAAGGGGCCUGCAGUACCCAUCCCGGCACAGGUCUGUCCCUGGGAGCUGGUCCAGGAGGAGAUCCUGAGCCGGAGGGAAAAAGCCACCAAAGCAGCAGAGUCGGGGACCACCGGUGACACAGCAGCCAUCCCACCCAGCACCAAACCAUCCGCCCAGAAGACGUCCCUCCGGAGCCUGGGACUCGCCGUCAAAGCCUUCAACCGCUCCAGGGGGAAAAGCAUCUUGAAGGGGAAGAGGGAGGGCGAGGGGAGCCUCAGGAAAAGGGGGCACGAGCAGGAGGGGGGCAGCAGGAGGGAGAGGCCGAGCCUGGCAAAGGCAUCGGCCGUGUCCUUCGCAGGGACCACAGGCCCUGAGCAGGACUUUUCCCAGCACAACAACAGCACAGCGGGCUGGGGGGACAGCCCAGCCCUGGGCACGGGCGAUGGAGAGGAGCUGGCUGAGGAGCCCGGUGCUCCCCAUGGGGGUGCAGAUGCAGCGCACAAGGUCCCACCAAGCGCUGGCCACCAAGAAGGAGCUGAACGUCCCCGUGAGCCCCCGGUGGUGGUGGCACAGCCCCAGCCCCAGCGAGGGGACGAGGCUGCUGUGGUGGAGCUGGGGAAUGAUGCUCCUGCGGCCACACCAAAGGAAGGGCUCGAGGAAACCAGCAGGUCCAUCCCCUCCCAGGACCACGCAGAGGUGGAGCAGCCACAUGCAGGACCCAUCGCAAGCAGCUCCCACCCGUCCAGCAGUGAUGUGCAGAGAGCGGCUGCUGAGAAGCUGGAGGCUGAGGUUUGUCCCCAAGGAGCCCUGGAUGUCCCAGCAGGAGCCAUGUGCCACGAGGAGGUGGCUGCCCAAGAAGACACCAGGAUCCCACCAGCCAAGGUGCUGGAGAAGGGCAGCAGCCAACCUGAGCCCCUUGGUCCCAGGGACAGUGAGAUGGUCCCUGCAAGGAGCCAGAGCAAGGAGCUGGCCCCAGCGGGCAGGCAGGCGCAGGGCUGUCCUAGGGAAACCCAGGCAGAUUCCAGCAUUGAAACAGGGAUCUGCCCCUGGGAGGAGAGCGGGGGGGACCCCCAGCACCCCAGGGAAGAGCUGGGCAUGGAGAAACCACCAGCAACCCCCUCAGAGCGGCUGGAAGGGCCUUUGGAGGGCAGGAAGGUUGAGGUUUGCCCAUGGGAGACCCCGGAACAGGGAAGGACCAUGAGAGCAGAAACCUGCCCCUGGGACAUGGAGGGGGCUCAGCCGGAGCAGGGGGGCCAGGAAGGAGAGAGGACACGGGUGGUCAAGUGGGGCAAGAGCAUCAGGUCAAACUCCCUGGGGUUGGUGGGAGCUCCAAAGCCACCAAAUCCUGCUGCCAGCAGCUCGGAGCUGCCAGAAGGGACCCCAAGGAGCGCUCGGGCUUUGGUUUGUCCCUGGGAAGUGGUGGGAGCUGACAGUGGUGCAGAAGGAAUUCGCCCUUGGGAAAGGGUAGCAGCCGUAUCCAAUGCAAGGAAAACAGAGGAUGGUGACAUUUCCCAAGGGAAAAAUGGGAUUUCCCCACAGGCAGCGGCCCCAGGGGGCACGGGAGGGAUGGGUUUGGCUGCAGACAAGGGGAGCACCCAGCAGGGGUGUCCCUAUCCCGGGGAGGGUGCGGAGCAGCCCAGCACAGGGCUUGCAGCAGGACACUCGGCUCUGCCCAAAGCCUCAUCCAAGCGAGCAGGACCCAUCAGCAGCAGCAAGGCCAACAUUCGUCCAUGGGAAGUGGAGGAUGAGCCGCUUGCCAAGGCAGAAAUCUGCCCUUGGGAAGAGCCUGCAGCUCCAUUGGGGAAGGACAGAGCAAGCCAGGACACGCGUGGGACUUCCAAAGGGGAAAACAAACCGGCAACCAGAGGAUUGGAGCGUAUCAAACCAAAGCUGGCAGAGAUGGGUGCCCAUCAACCAGAGCACAGGAACACCAAGAUCUUCGCAAAUCUCAUUAGGAAAAGCCUGGAGAGCUCAAAAGCCAAAUCCAAGAAAUCCCAGAGUAUGGAGAGCAUCAAGGAGGAAGUUUGUCCAUGGGAGAGCCUGGGCACGGAGCAGCCCAUGGAGCAGCCGCGUGCCAGGAACCCAGCGCUGCCCAAAGCGCCUCCGGACACUCUGGGCAUCCAGAGGACAUCCCAGAGCGGGGAGAGCCUGAAGGCAGAGGUGUGUCCCUGGGAGGCUCCAGGGGCUCAAUCCAUGGAUAAAGCAGAGAUCUGCCCCUGGGAAGUGGCUGCAGCUCCAUCAGGUAAAGAGGAAUCAAGACAGGACAAGGAUGGUCUGUCCAUAGGGAGCAGAAGCUCCUCUACAAGUGAAGGUGCCUUCAAGGAGAUUGGGCACAGCACACCCGCAGAGGAGAAAGCAAGCGAGGAGAGCCUGAAGGCAGAGGUGUGCCCUUGGGAGGCUCCUGAGGCUCAGUCCAUGGAUAAAGCAGAGAUCUGCCCCUGGGAAGUGGCUGCAGCUCCAUCAGCUAAAGAGGAAUCAAGACAGGACAAGGAUGGUCUCUCCAUAGGGAGCAGAAGCCCCUCUACCAGUGAAGGUGUCUGCAGAGAGACUGGACACAGCACACCCACAGAGGAGAAAGCAAGCGCUGAGAGCCUGAAGGCAGAGGUGUGCCCUUGGGAGGCUCCAGAGGCUCAAUCCAUGGAUAAAGCAGAGAUGUGCCCCUGGGAGGCGGCUGCAGCUCCCUCGCAGCAGCUCAGGGCAAAGCAGGGCCCUGGGGGGGUGCCCAGGGGGGACAAGCGCAUCAGGCGCCAGGCAGCGCUGCCCAGCCUGGGGACAGCCCUGGAGAGGGGCAGCAGCGAGCGAGAGGCCGCGUGUCCAUGGGAGAGCCUGGACAUGGGGCAGCCCAUGGAGCAGCCCCGUGCCCGGAGCCCAGCGCUGCCCAGAGCACCUCCGAGGACAUCCCAGAGCGGGGAGAGCCUGAAGGCAGAGGUGUGCCCUUGGGAGGCACCAGAGCUUGAAUCCAUGGAUAAAGCAGAGAUCUGCCCCUGGGAGGUGGCUGCAGCUCCAACAAGUAAAGAGGAAUCAAGACAGGACAAGGAUGGUCUCUCCAUAGGGAGCAGAAGCUCCUCUACUGGUGAAGGUGUCUGCAGAGAGACUGGACACAGCACACACACAGAGGAGAAAGCAAGCACUGAGAGCCUGAAAGCAGAGGUGUGCCCUUGGGAGGCUCCAGGGGCUCAAUCCAUGGAUAAAGCAGAGAUCUGCCCCUGGGAAGCUGCUGCAGCUCCAUCAGGUAAAGAGGAAUCAAGACAGGACAAGGAUGGUCUCUCCAUAGGGAGAAAGAGCCCCUCUACAAGUGAAGGUGCCUUCAAAAAGAUUGGGCACAGCACACCCGCAGAGGAGAAAGCAAGCGGGGAGAGCCUGAAGGCAGAGGUGUGUCCCUGGGAGGCUCCAGGGGCUCAAUCCAUGGAUAAAGCAGAGAUCUGCCCCUGGGAGGUGGCUGCAGCUCCAACAAGUAAAGAGGCAUCAAGACAGGACAAGGAUGGUCUGUCCAUAGGGAGCAGAAGCUCAUCUACAAGAGAAGGUGCCUUCAAGGAGAUUGGGCACAGCACACCCACAGAAGAGAAAGCAAGCGGGGAGAGCCUGAAGGCAGAGGUGUGCCCUUGGGAGGCUCCAGGAGCUCAAUCCAUGGGUAAAGCAGAGAUCUGCCCCUGGGAGGUGGCUGCAGCUCCAUCAGGUAAAGAGGAAUCAAGACAGGACAAGGAUGGUCUCUCCAUAGGAAGAAAGAGCCCCUCUACAGGUGAAGGUGUCUGCAGAGAGACUGGACACAGCACACCCGCAGAGGAGAAAGCAAGCGCUGAGAGCCUGAAGGGAGAGGUGUGCCCUUGGGAGGCUCCAGGGGCUCAAUCCACGGAUAAAGCAGAAAUCUGCCCCUGGGAAGCAGCUGCAGCUCCAUCAGCUAAAGAGGAAUCAAGACAGGACAAGGAUGGUCUGUCCAUAGGGAGCAGAAGCUCCUCUACCAGUGAAGGUGUCUGCAGAGAGACUGGGCACAGCACACCCGCAGAGGAGAAAGCAAGCGCUGAGAGCCUGAAGGCAGAGGUGUGUCCUUGGGAGGCUCCAGGGGCUCAAUCCAUGGAUAAAGCAGAGAUGUGCCCCUGGGAGGCGGCUGCAGCUCCCUCGCAGCAGCUCAGGGCAAAGCAGGGCCCUGGGGGGGUGCCCAGGGGGGACAAGCGCAUCAGGCGCCAGGCAGCGCUGCCCAGCCUGGGGACAGCCCUGGAGAGGGGCAGCAGCGAGCGAGAGGCCGCGUGUCCAUGGGAGAGCCUGGACAUGGGGCAGCCCAUGGAGCAGCCCCGUGCCCGGAGCCCAGCGCUGCCCAGAGCACCUCCGAGGACAUCCCAGAGCGGGGAGAGCCUGAAGGCAGAGGUGUGCCCUUGGGAGGCUCCAGGGGCUCAAUCCACGGAUAAAGCAGAGAUCUGCCCCUGGGAGGUGGCUGCAGCUCCAUCAGCUAAAGAGGAAUCAAGACAGGACAAGGACAGUCUGUCCAUAGGGAGCAAAAGCCCCUCUACCAGUGAAGGUGUCUGCAGAGAGACUGGACACAGCACACCCGCAGAGGAGAAAGCAAGCAUGGAGAGCCUGAAGGCAGAGGUGUGCCCUUGGGAGGCUCCAGGGGCUCAAUCCAUUGAUAAAGCAGAGAUCUGCCCCUGGGAGGUGGCUGCAGCCCCAAGUAAGAGCCUCCCAUCAGAAGCAGCGGGUGCCUGCAAACCAGGGGAGAAGGGGAGCAGUGAGCGUGAGGCCAUCUGCCCCUGGGAGAGCCUGGACAUGGAGGAGCAAUCCCUGAAAACUGCAACAGGGAAAGGGCCAUCCAAGAAGUCCGACAGCACGGAGAGCAGGAAAGCUGAGAUUUGCCCCUGGGAAGCAGCAGAGCCCAAUGGCACAGAGGAGGAAAGCCCACAGGGAGCUGAUGGGGCAUCCAGCACUGGGAUGGGAGAGGCAAAGCCGGUGGUGGGAGCCAGCCCCAUGUCUCCAGCAGCCCCACAGAGCAAACCCAAGGGCAGACCUGGCAGCGAGGCCAAGCACAAGCCCCUGAGCCGCAUCCAGCCCCCGCGGGGCCCCAGGGCAGAGCUGCUGCCUUGGGACAUGGGUACAGCCCCUGGGGCAGGCAGCAGCCCCAGCCCAGCUGAGGUUUGUCCCUGGGAAGCAGAAGAGGCUCCACCAGCAUCUGACAAGACCAGCACAGACAUGAGGAAAACCUCAGAGGUGUGUCCAUGGGGGGUGGAGGGGGCAGAUGCCACCCGCAGUGGAACCAAAGCUGGUGUCUGCCCUUGGGACCAUGAGUAGCUCCCUCUGGCCGGGGCCACCAGCCGGAUGCAGACAUGGUUUCAUGAACAGAAAGUCUUGAGCUGAAGGCUGAUGCCUAAUGGCACAGCCCAAGCAGGGACAGAAGUGUCCACCAAAGCCAAUGGCAUGGCCACGCUCCCAACAGGCUCUGGUGGUGGCCAUCAGCCAGCCAGGCUCAGGGUCCAGUGCAGUGAGGGGACAAUUAACAUCUCCUGCCCUCAUCAAGCUCUCCAGAUGGGUGCAAACACCACCCAUCAUCUGCCCACAGGUAGGUGGCCCAGUGCAGGGUCCAAGCAGGCACCUGAAUAUGUUAAAACACGUAAGGAAGAGUCAAACCAGGGCAGGAAGAUGAUGCAGGAGAGGGGGAAACCAGCUUCCCCCCGUUCCUGCAGCCCAGCCCAUUGCCCCAGCACUGCUGGCACCUCCAUUUGGAGCCAGGGGGUUUCUGUUAGCAGUGCUAGGACCAGGCAGGGUCUGAAGCCAGGGGUAAAGAGCCUGUCUCCAUAAGAGAGGUGCUCCAGCUCUCUGAUGGAGGCUCAGAUGGAAGCAAAUAAAGAAGAAGGCAGCAGAAGUGAAGGUUUUGGUUCUCCCUCUGAAUCCACCCAAGGCUCAGGGCUCAUCCUGCUGGUCCUUUGUCGUUUGGUUCCACUCUCCUUAGCAAGGUAUGUUGGUAUCGUGUGCUGUCUGUGGUCUUCAGCACCGAGUGUUCCACGAUCAUCUGAUGGUGUAAGUAAGUGUACAUACAGCAAAUAAAACAUAUUAUUUACAGAGCACACACUUAGUGGCCGAUUUAUGGGGUGUGGGCAAGAUACUGAAUAUGCUCUUUCUUAGAGGUACAGCAGAAAGCAGCGAGGCUGGAAAGGAAACCCAGAAACACAAGUGGGUGAGUUGCAGAGGUUUGACUAUUGGCAAAGCUGCUGGGGAGCCACACACUGCUGCACUGGAAGGAAAGGCCUU